This is a messenger RNA of Peniophora sp. CBMAI 1063, 624 nucleotides long. The record is from the annotation of a GenBank genome assembly. Lineage: Eukaryota; Fungi; Basidiomycota; Agaricomycetes; Russulales; Peniophoraceae.
AUGGAGGCAUUACAAGCGAUCAUCGCGGACCCUGCGUACCACGACUACCUUGCCAUUCUGAAAGGCGCGCGCAAUGGCUUCGUAUACGGCGCCAAAGUGCGCUUCCCCCACGCGCUUAUCAUGGCUAUUCUAUUCGGUCGCGGAGACUGGCCGAGCCGCAUAAAGACCAUUAUCCGCGCAACGCGGACACACGCCACGAACCUUGCGAAGUUCGUUACCCUGUAUAAGACCCUGUUGCUCCUUCAGAAGAAGAUCAAUGGUGGAAAGGCUCGCAGUCACGAUACCUUCUUCGCCGGUCUACUCGGUGGUUAUGUCGUGUUUGGGGACCGUACCGCGAUCAACGAGCAGAUCGUGCUGUACGUCUGUUCGCGCGUCGUCGCAUCCUUCAUACCGCGCGGUCCCUCUUCACGCCCCCCACCGCCUCCCGGCUCGCCCGCACGUCCUCUACCACCGGACUCGCGUUACUUCGGCGCUUUCGCGGCGAUCUCGUGGGGUCUGGUGAUGUGGCUGUUCGAACACAAGGGCGAGACGAUACAGCCGGGCAUGUACAACAGCAUGACAUACUUAUACCGCGACUCGGAGCGCUGGAACUCGCUCAAGACGCUUUUCUGGCAUAACACGUAG